Messenger RNA from Acanthopagrus latus (yellowfin seabream), 1381 nucleotides. RefSeq names its product CBY1 interacting BAR domain containing 1 (gene cibar1). The transcript is spliced from 9 exons. The coding region runs from base 137 to 1042 and encodes 301 amino acids. Gene Ontology annotation, cellular component: ciliary basal body; ciliary transition zone. The record is from RefSeq and is a predicted model, not a curated record. Gene Ontology annotation, biological process: cilium assembly. Lineage: Eukaryota; Metazoa; Chordata; Actinopteri; Spariformes; Sparidae.
GGACUCCAUGGAAACGGCUGACUGGCGUGCUGCUAGCCUGGGAGAGAAGAAGCAAAGCAGCUAGCUAGUUAUCGUCAGUCUGGAUACUCGGAAUCCCGACAGACUCGGCUGAAAACACUUGAGUUGACUUUCUGCAAUGAUGAGUCGCACUCCCGAUGCGAGAGCGAGGGACAACCAGACAAGAAAGAUCCAGGAAAACAUCACCAAUGUGGAGAAACAUUUUGGAGAGAUGUGCCAAAUCUUUGCUGCCUAUGUCCGCAAAACAGCCAGGCUACGGGACAAGGCGGAUGUCCUGGUUCGGGAAAUAGGAAUGUAUGCGGACACAGAAACGCCAAACCUGAAGAGUGGAUUGAAGCAGUUUGCUGACCACCUGGCCAAGGUUGAGGACUACCGCCAGGCCGAGGUGGAAAGACUUGAGGCCAAAGUCAUAGAGCCAUUGAAAAGCUAUGGAGCUGUAGUGAAACGUAAAAGGGAGGAUCUGAAGGCGACUCAGAGUGCCAGAGACAGAGAGGCCAAACAGAUGGCUCAGCUUGAGAGAACCAGGCAGAGAAACCCCUCAGACAGGCAGAUCAUUUCUCAGGCUGAAAGUGAGCUCCAGAGAGCCACCAUGGAUGCCACGCGGACCACCAGGCAGCUGGAGGAGACCAUAGACGAGUUUGAGAAGCAGAAGAUCCGGGACAUCAAGAAAAUCUUUGGCGACUUUGUGACAGUGGAGAUGGCGUUCCAUGCCAAGGCCUUGGAGGUGUACACCUUGGCCUACCAGAGCAUUCAAAGUGUGGAUGAGGAGGAGGACCUGGAGGUGUUCAGGAGUUCGCUGCACCCCCCUGACUACCAGUCACGCUUAGACAUAGUGCGAGCUAAUUCCAAAACCUCCCUCGAUCGGACCGGCUCCUUCAUGAGUACAUCAGGGACUUUACAGCAACAAAGGGCUCGGCAGACAAGAAGAGAGGAGGAGGAAGAGGAGGACGAAGAGGAUGAAGAUGAAUCUGAAGAGGAGGAGGAUGAUGAGGAUGAAGAGGAGGACACGGACGAUGAAAAUUAAUGUGUGUUUUUAUUUUUGCUCAAAUCUCGCUUUUGUGUUUGUCUGUAUGGAACAAAGGUGAUAUCGGAAGUUGUGUAAGUGUUUAACUGUCUUGUGAAAGCAAGGCUGUGUCAUUGCCAAAAUCACCUCACGCAGGUGAUCUGAGCAGUAUUGUAGCGUAGGUGGUGUGAUGUAAUUGUGUAACGAUUUGUCGAAGUUCCAGCUUUUUAUUGCAUUAGCUAUAUUUUUAUAGAACACACAAUGCCAAAAUGUGCAUUUUCAUAUUAAGUUAUCAGUGAAUUUUAUCACAAAGCGUCGCUCGUCUUUAUAAAUAAAUAAAAAUGUCUGUUUUCAAAUUCC